CGUGACAGAGAAACCCCAAUACCCAUCACAGAUCGUGACAGAGAAACCCCAAUACCCAUCACAGACCGUGACAGAGAAACCCUAACACCCAUUACAGACCGUGACAGAUAAACGCCAAUAUCCAUCACAGCCCGUGACAGAGAACCUCCUGACGCAUCACAGACCGUGACAGAGAAACUCCAGUACCCAUCACAGACCGUGACAGAGAACCUCCGGACCCAUCACAGACCGUGACAGAGAAACGCCAAUAUCCAUCACAGACCGUGACAGAGAACCUCCUGACGCAUCACAGACCGUGACAGAGAAACUCCAGUACCCAUCACAGACUGUGACAGAGAAACCCCAGUACCCAUCACAGACCGUGACAGAGAACCUCUGGACCCAUCACAGACCGUGACAGAGAAACCCUAGCACCCAUCACAGACCGCGGCAGAGAAACCCUAACACCCAUCACAGACCGUGACAGAGAACGCCAGAGAUCAUCACAGAUCGUAACAGAGAACCUUCGGACCCAUCACAGACCGUGACAGAGAAACUGUAGAUUUGAAGCAUCAAAUAAACGGUCAGCUACAAAUCUAUCGUAAAGAAAUGGAAGAAAACGUUGUCCAUUUAAUUCGUAACAAUAGGUCCAUCGUGUUUCACACUUUUAAUCCCGCAAGGGAUUGCGCUAACAGCUUUUUUUAAAUGAAUGCCAUAGUUCAGAAAAACUGAUAUUUGAGUUUUCUCAAAGUCUUAUGAAUUUCAAGAAAUUUUAUGAGACCUUCACGUAUGAAGCAUUGAAGCAGGUUGUUUUUUUUUACGUGUGAAAUGAAAAAUUCAUCACGAUUAAAGCUAUGUUUAGACAUAUUGUCAAGUUAAAUGCUGCACAUUUUCAUAUAAUAUCUCUCUUUUUUUGUCUUAUAUGAAGUAGAAUAACGUUUCUUCUUUUUAAAAUGAAUAGUCACAUGGGUCAUUCAAAUUUUCUCUCCAAUUCGUUUUAAAACAAAUGACAAUAAGAAUAAAAUGAGGAAAAAUUUAACAAUAUGUGUUGAAAAAAGGAAAAUAUUAUUUCAACACUAAAGAAACAGAGUUUCUCUCCUAUAUAAUUCUAUUUAAUUUUUAAAUAAAUUACCGAACUCGAUGUUUAGCAAAAGUCUGAGAUGUCGAUGUGUACUAAAUAAAACACUCAAAUUUAAGAAGUUCAUUUCAUCUCGACAAUAAAAAAUAUUGUAGAUAUAUUGCUGUAUUGAUAAAAUUUGUACAAAUCAGGUUGAUCAAUAAACUGAAAUUCUGUAUUAGUCUAGAUUAAUUUAUAUCGGCAGUUUAGACAACAACGCUUGUUCGAGGUUUUCCAAAAAGACAACAUUUUAAUUUCGAUUUCUUCAGAAAUUCUUUGGAAAAAUAAUUAGGUUUUCUCAUUAACUAAAUCUUGAAAAACUAUGAGUUUCUUUAAUUGUUUUUUUUCUAUCUGAUAAAGGCAAUCGUGAGUUAUUUAUGUAAACUGAAACGAAUUCAGAUAAUAAUAAUUUUAAAUAAUCAAUAAACAUAAAGAAAUCGUUUUUGUAUAUUGAACUGAUUUAAAUUGCGGAUUUUAAACAGGAUAAUCAUACUGAAUUCUUAAUAAGUUUUUAUUUGAUUAUUAGUUUUCGUGAGAACUAUCAAAUGAUAUUACUUAUUCAUAUACACAAACAAAACUCUAAUAUUAUUUAGUUCAUGACGUUUUAAUAAAAUGUUAUGUUUUUGUACAAAAGACUGCACUUCAUUUUAUUAUUAGCAUUUUUUCAACUGUGACAAGAGUUGAAUCAUAUCACAUUGAAAACAAAACUAUAAAAGAAAACAAUUUUUAUUUUUUUUCUUUCGGUUCUUGUUUAGUUUAAGCACCGCUCACGCUGAUUGGUGUAGUUUACACAUGCACAGAGCACUGUGUGUGGGUGAGGACGCUAUGAUUGCGGUGCUUAAACUAAACAUGUACCUGGAUGGUCCAUAUUUUACUAAAACUGAAGCUCAUUGGUCGGCCAUUACAACUCCAGUGUGACCUCUAUUCAUUUCAUCGUAUUUCCCUUAACCCAUUGGAUUCUCUUAAACGGUUACCACACUUAUCUCAACCUAAAAUUAAAAGUGAAUUAAAAAAUGUGUUUAAUGUUUCAACAUAGGAACACCAAUCAUAUAUUUUCUUAAUUCAAUUCAUUUUUCUUUCGACUAGUCUAGUUUGUUUGACUCCGAACACAAAUGUAUUAUGUCGAACAAACGAAUAACAAAGAGCAUUACUGAAAGCAUAAUAUUCUUUCAUUGAUAUUUAAAAAUUUUAUUUGAAUUUUUCUUUUAACUGUGAUCACUUAUCUUUUUAACAAUAAAAAAGUGCAAAUAUAUAUAUAUAUAGGGAUGUGCAGUUUCGGUGAAAACAGUGAAUUACUGACAGUGUGCCACUGACACUGGUGUUCACUGAAUCAGUGCAUACACCGACAUGGUGUUCACUGAACCAGUGUAUACAUCGACAUGGUGUUCACUGAAUCAGUGCAUACACUGACACUGAUUGCACUGGUUCCACUGUCUACACCGACAUUGGUGUUCACUGAGCCAGUGCAUACACUGACACUGACACUGACUGCACCGAUGUUAGGGUUUACUGGAACAGUGAUGCUCACUGAAGUAUCAAGUCACCGACUCAAUCAAAGUAUGCACUGCUCGUGACUUUAUUUAUAAUUAUCAACGAAAUUAGCGAAAUGACCAUACCUAUUCCUCCAAAAAAGAGGAUUCAUUUAAGUAAUCUAUAAUUUUGAGUAAUAAAGUCGAUUUCAACGAAAUACGCCACUUAUAAUCCUAAUAUUGACACAUAACUGCGGUAUUUUAUGACUCGACCAAAUUCAUUUAAAGAAGAUGAGAGUUUCCUAAAAUUUAUGUGGAUUUUGUAAAACUAUUUGUAUCGUUUCAAUUACAUAAAUUUUUCGCUUUAUUUAAUCUUUCUUAUGCAAUGGUGAAAAAAGUAUAUGUACGUAAAAGUGUAUGUAGCUUAUCUCAACCAAGAAACCAAACUAUUGAGCGGAUAUGCUUCCAUUCAAUGAAAAUAUUUUGUUCAUCCGCAUAUUACAGGCGGAAGAUGUCGUCGUCUUCUGUGUAUAAAUUCUAGUCAAUGUAAAUCAGUAUCAGUACGUCAGUGUUCCAGUGUGCGUCAGUGUAUGCACUGGUUCAGUGAACACCAUGUCGAUGUAUGCACUGAUUCAGUGAACACCAUGUCGGUGCAGACACUGCAACGGAAGCAGGCAGUGUCAGUGUCAUCAGUGUACCGGUGAACGCCAGUGUGACUUUAUCGGUGAUCAGUAUACUGAAACUGCACAUCCCUAUAUAUAUAUUUUUAAAAUUUUUUUUUGUUUAUUUUAGAUCUUCGAAGUUCAUCAAUAUCAACUUCCCACCGAAGCUGCUCAAUUGUUGAAAGAGGCUGAAGUACAAAUACAACAAAAAGAUGAAAAAAUAAAAGAACAAGAUGAAAAAAUAAAAGAACGAGAUCAAAAAAUAAAAGAACAAGAUUAG
Messenger RNA from Rotaria sordida, 3507 nucleotides. The record is from the annotation of a GenBank genome assembly. NCBI's taxonomy places the organism in Eukaryota, Metazoa, Rotifera, Eurotatoria, Philodinida, Philodinidae.